AGGGGGGUACGCGGAGGCUGCAGCUCUGGAGCACCAAGGGGGACGUGCUCGCUGGCUUUGCUGCUGCUCCCUGGCUUCUCUGUGUCUGACGGUGCAGGGAAAGACCUCGUGCAAAGGAUGUCCAACUGUGUGCCUUCCUGUGCUCCUCCUGGAGGUCCUGGCUGGCUGGACCCUUCAGUUCUUUAGCCCUGUCUCUGUCCCCAUCUCCUGCUGCUGCUGAAUGGAUGCCCCCUAACCCUCACAAAGGGAUCCUGGAUCUGGUUCCUCACUUUGUGUCUGGGACCAUUGAUGGACCCUGUUACCAGCACCUGGCACUGCCCCUGAUGCUCAGACCCUGUGAGACCUCAUCUCACAGGGUGAUGUGUGAGAGGCACAGUUACUCCUGUGAAGCAGAGACUCUGCAGACUCCAUCCCCUCUGGUUUGAGAACUGGAUUGUGACUUACGAAACGUCUGUCACUGCUCGGCGUGGUGGUUUUUCUAUGAAAUGUUGCGUAAGCAUGCUCACGCUUAGGGCAGCCUCUGGUCAAGCUAAAGUACCCCCACUUCAGAAAUGCUGGCUUAGCAGAAAUGCAGGAUGUCCCCUUAGCUGCUUUGGCUCUCUGGUUCUGCUGUGCGGCUGUGGUUCUUCCAUACUUUCUCUUUGCUUAAUCUCCACUUUUAUGAGGAGUUUGUCCCUAUUCAUGUCACUGCAAGGGCUGCUCUUGUAGCUGAAUUCCCCCUUGGCUACACACAGUGGUUGUCAGGACUCUCCAGGGUCAUACCUCUUCAGUGACCACCUUGGGCGACAGAGGAAGCUUCAUUUCUGAAAGCAUCCUUGAAUUCUGCCAGGUAAGCUACAAGGGCACAAAGCAAAAAAUUUAAAAAAAUAUAGAAAGAAGCCUUUCCUUUCCCCAAAAGUAAAAGAAUAAACAUCAAUGGGUUUCCAGGGAGUUGUGAUCAUCUGGCUGCAAUAGCAAUGGCUUGAAAACCUGAGAAAGGGGAAGCAGAGCAUCUCAGGCCAGUUCUUCUGCAAGGCAGAGCUUCAGAUAAGCAAGCACAACCCUGCAGAAGCAGGCCCCCCACUGGUAUUUUUACUUCUCAAGGUCCUCUCCAUUCAGAGCAGUCUCUCCUCUCUUCCCUGACCCUGGCUGCCGGGUGCCCCUGUGCUAGUUCAGUCACUAGCACUAUGUGCUGCCCUGGCCACCCACCCAAAGCAUCCCCCAUAGCUGAGGAGUGGGCGGGUGAAGCCCCAGGCCAUGGGGAGACAUGCCAUGGGCUUGCAGCAAGACCAUGCCUAUCCACCCACAAAAUCCUUCUGCAUUGAUCAGGGUGUAGCCCUUGGAUGGUGGUUUUGCCCCAGGCGUGGUUAGGGCAGGCUGUGCGCUGCCUCGGUCUGUGGCUGCAGGGGAGCCUGUGCUCCCCCAGCUUGAGGACGUGUGCCAUAGAUAUGACAUAUCAUGCUACCUACGCUUGGUGGCCCUGCUCCUGUGCAUGCCACAGGCAAGACGAAAGUGUAUCAAGAGCAGCAAUAUGGCCCAUGUCCCCAGCUCAGUGUUGCCUGUUUGGCUGCAGCUCACAGGGUGGAGUGCUCUCCAAAAGGCUGCCUGCUGGGAUGGUCUCUGUAGGAUGGGAGGCUAUUCUGCUACCAGCAGCCAUCGCCCAGGUUUGGGGAGAGGCUCCUGGAGAGAGGCACGUGAGUCUACAAGAAUGGAGCCCGGGGCAGAGCGGAGGUGGCUGAGAAGGGAAGGGAGCACCUGCAAAACUGUGGGAGAAAGGAAGGAUGCUUUUGGGGAUCAGAAGGAGGACACAAGUUUAUCACAGCCCAGAGAGACAGAGUCACUGGGUGAACACAUGCAGGAAGGAACUGCAGGUUGUGGGACCUGUUCAGAAAUGCUUUAUUUUCAGUCCUCUGGUGGCUACAUGGCAUGGGUGGCUUCAUGCCAGCUCCUCAUAGGCCAAGCCAUGCUUUUGAAAUGUAGGGACUCCAUCUCUCCACAGGAGCUGAGCCAGAGCACAGCAGCUACAGGGGUCUGAGUACGUAUUUUAAUAAUUUCUGCUAGGUUGGGAAGAGCCUCAGCAUACUCUGCCUGGGCUGCUUGAGCCUUCAUCAGCAGGAAAUAUGUCUCCUACUGCGUCUGGGGUUGAGGAGACCUGGGCAUGACCAGAGCAGUUCUCAGCAUUGGGUGGUUUUCCUCAAAGUUUUUUAAAAGGCACCCAGGGAUGACACAGUCCCAGGUGUAAUGUCCUGCUCAAAAGUCCUGCUCUGCCCUGAAACCAAGGGGCUAAGGAGGCCUCAUCUGCAAGGGAGGACUUGGCUGCACCUCCUUCUCCUUUCAUCCCACGUUUCCCAGCUAUAAAUUAUGAUUUUUCAUGGAAACAGCUUGGAAUGUGAUGCAGUUCUGGCAGUAUUUGACAUCUUGCAGCUUUCGAGCUGCAGAGGGCUGGUGGCAGUAGCGGUCACUGUGUUUCUGCUUAAUGCUUCUCGGGGAGUUCACAAGUCAUCUGACCGUCUCCAUGUUUAUGUUGGCUUUGGGGCUGAAAAGUGACUUUGCAUGGAAAGCUGGGCUUUACCUUUCCUAUCACUGCAAAUCCCCUUUCCAUGGGUUUGGGAGCCCUCGAGUUUACACCUCUGUGGAGGAGGAUUUCACUUCCCUUGUGGUCCCUGCGGCUUUCCACAGACCCAUCUUGUGAAUGCAGAAGUCACCGAAGUCUGUUCAGUCUUUCUAGAUAUCAUUUUGGUUGGUAACAUUGAAGAUCCCACGUGAUAUGGAAAUCCCCUUGGCCGAAGAACACAUACAGGGCUUUUACUUGAAUUUGGUUGAAAUUCUUUGGAAAAGGGCUGAUGUGUGGUGGGGUUGGAGAGGAUAAAUUGCAGGACCUGCUUGCCUGAGCUCACAGUUGAGCUCCUCUGAAGAGGCAGAGCAGCAUCCUGCGAGGAAGAGCCCUCACACAGCCACCAUGCUCAAUACAAGGACAGUCCUGGUGCUUGUGAUGCUACUCACCCUCUCCCCACGCUGUGAUGCAGCCCCUCACACACCAUCUGAGUGCUGUUUCAACUAUGUAAAGAACCCUGUCCAGAAGGCUGUCCUGAAGAGUUUCUACAAAACUCCCACGGAUUGUUUCAACCCAGCAAUUGUGUUUGAGACCAGGAACGGGGCCAAGAUCUGUGCAAACCCAGAGUCACCUUGGGUGGAGAAAGCAGUUAUGAAGCUCCAAAAAACGAAAGGUCUUCAUGCCCCAUGAUGUAGACUGGGUGCCCUGCUUCAGACAACUCAACAUCCCAGUGGGAAGGAAGGUUUAUAGUCAUCCUGCUGAAAAGGCCUGCGGAGGUCCCUGAUGCUGAGGGAUAGAACUGCCUCCCCAGAGCCCUGCAUUGACCAUGUAGGCACCCGCUCCUGGGGUACUGCCAGCCCUGCCAGUAUCUGCCCGCUGAGCACAGCCACAAAAUAAAG
Molecule: messenger RNA, 3432 nt
Organism: Phalacrocorax carbo (great cormorant)
Lineage: Eukaryota; Metazoa; Chordata; Aves; Suliformes; Phalacrocoracidae
Source: RefSeq, a predicted model, not a curated record